UGAGCACUGAGCAGUGAAUAAUCCCCGCGAGAGCGAGCUCCUCGCCACCCCCGGCAAUGGAGGACUGGCUCUUCUACGCCCUCACCACGCUCCUCUGCUACCUGCUCUGCUUGCUCCUGCUGCGCGCCAGCGCCCGCAACUCGGCCGGGGGCAAGGGCCAUUCCGCCGGCGGCGCGCUCCCGCCUCUUCCGCCGGGGCCAACGCCGCUGCCACUGGUGGGCCCGCUGCUCUUCCUGUUGCGCCCUGACUUGGACGUCGAGGCCGUGCUCCGCCGCAUCGCGCGGGAGCACGGCCCGGUCUUCACCUACGCGCCGCUGGGCAAGGCGCUGCCCACCAUCUUCGUGGCCUCCCGCGCCGCGGCGCACCGCGCGCUCGUGCAGCGCGGCGCGGCGUUCGCGUCCCGCCCGGCCUCCAGCGCCGUGGUCAACGCCGGCGGCAUCAUCUUCUCGCCCUACGGCGCCACAUGGCGCGCACUGCGGCGGAACCUCACGGCCGGCGUGCUCAACCCGUCGCGGCUCCGGGCCUUCUCCCCCACGCGGCGGCGGGUGCUCAGCAUCCUCGCCUCUCGCUUCCGCGCCGCCGGCGCCGGCGGGGAGCGCCCCGUCGCUGUGAUGGAGCCAUUCCAGCACGCCAUGUUCCGCCUGCUCAUGUGCAUGUGCUUCGGGGACCGCGUCGAGGACGCACGCGUGCAGGACAUCGAGGCCACACAUCAGGAGCGCAUCGCCAGCUUCCACAGCUUCGAGGUCUUUUCCUUCCUCCCGGCGCUCACCAAGGUCCUGUUUCGGCGGCGGUGGAAGAAGCUCGUCUCGCUACGGUGGCGGGAGGAGGAGCUCUUCCUCCCGCUGGUUCAGGCGAGGAGGGACGCCGCCGCCGACGGUAACGGGUACUGUUACGUGGACUCCAUGCUGAAGUUGACCAUCCCCGAAGACGGCGGGCGGGCGCUCACCAACGAUGAGAUCGUCAGCCUCUGCUCUGAGUUCCUCAUUGCCGGCGCCGACACCACGGCAACCGCGCUGCUGUGGAUCAUGGCGAACCUGGUCAAGUACCCAGCGAUGCAGGACAGGCUGCGGGACGAGGUGGCCGGCGUCGUCGGCGCUGCGGACGGCGCGGUGCGGGAGGAGGACCUGCAGGCGAUGCCGUACCUCAAGACCGUGGUUCUGGAGGGGCUCCGGCGCCAGCCGCCGGGCCACUUCCUGAUCCCGCACACCGUGCCCGAGGACACGACGCUGGACGGGUACCGCGUGCCCGCCGGCGUGCCGAUCAACUUCGCGGUGGGCGACAUCGGCCUGGACGAGGAGGUGUGGGACGCGCCCUUGGAGUUCCGGCCGGAGCGGUUCCUGACCGGCGGGGAAGGGGAGGGCGUGGACCUCACGGGGAGCAAGGAGAUCAAGAUGAUGCCGUUCGGCGCCGGGCGGAGGGUGUGCCCCGGCAUGGCGCUCGCGCUGCUGCAGCUCGAGUACUUCGUGGCGAACCUUGUGAGGGAGUUCCGGUGGUGCGAGGCCGACGGCGAGGAGGUGGACCUUACCGAGAAGAUCGAACUCACCGUCGUCAUGAAGCGCCCGCUCAAGGUUAAGGCCGUGCCGCUGCGGUCGCCACUGGCCGCCACCAUUCCAGCUGCUUGAUCGAGUGUCCUGUUCGAUUAUCUCUACCGCCAUGGCUAUGGAUUGCAUCAGAUUAUUACUUUAAUCAAUGCUGCAUUAGUGUGCAUGUAUUCAUAUGUACAAUCGGGCAUCAGUUUGUAUCGUGGGGAACCAGCUGUUAGUUUGUACAAUCAGCCAAUAUUGCAAAUAUUGUUUCUGCAUGUUACCAUUUUUAAAUGGACGUUGCAUGUGUUGUGAUGAGUU
This is a messenger RNA of Panicum virgatum (switchgrass), 1844 nucleotides long. Its product is annotated as cytochrome P450 89A2-like. The transcript has a single exon. Bases 57 to 1622 code for a protein of 521 amino acids. Gene Ontology annotation, molecular function: iron ion binding; heme binding; oxidoreductase activity, acting on paired donors, with incorporation or reduction of molecular oxygen, NAD(P)H as one donor, and incorporation of one atom of oxygen. NCBI's taxonomy places the organism in Eukaryota, Viridiplantae, Streptophyta, Magnoliopsida, Poales, Poaceae. Gene Ontology annotation, cellular component: membrane. The record is from RefSeq and is a predicted model, not a curated record.